Messenger RNA from Patiria miniata (bat star), 3458 nucleotides. RefSeq lists its product as uncharacterized. Lineage: Eukaryota; Metazoa; Echinodermata; Asteroidea; Valvatida; Asterinidae. The coding region runs from base 774 to 2690 and encodes 638 amino acids. The transcript is spliced from 19 exons. The record is from RefSeq and is a predicted model, not a curated record.
ACAGAUAGGUGUGAAUGAUAGAGAGAUCAGGGGUCUACAGGUUUUACCUUACAGAUCGUGUAAGAUGUCUGCAAGAUCUGGAGUCACGGAGGCAGAAUUUCGCCAUUUUCGUCACGUCUUGAGUGUGCUUUUCGUCGAGGAGGUGGCUUACAUCGUAAACAUGUCGCAAAGCAUCUCAGCACAACUUCGGAUAUAAGACUUCGAGGAGACCCGGGAGAUGCUCAACUUACUGCUGUCAGCACAUCACCAAGAUCGUCUAGCAUCAGUAUCCGUGUUCUCAAUCGGGAUGACGGUUUCCAGACACAGACAAUCAAUGAUUCCGAAAUUAGCAUACUUCAAGGACUUUAAUUACUGGUUUGGCCAACUCGUCUCAUCACAGGAACCGAUUACAUCAUUAAUAAAGCGACACUAGUGCUUGUAAUUGUCCUAAUCUUUGGGAGUUGAGACCUAAAAGAUUUUGUAAUCUGUCUCAUUAAUGUCCCGUCACUACAAGAGAUUUAAAAAUGGGACAGUCUACCUGCUGGAUGAAAUCAGAAAAUUUGCUCCAAGGUUUAUUUUGACACCCAUCUCAUGAGGAGAUACUAUAUAGAUGGUUAUUCCGAAGUAGCUUCCGAGGCUUCAACAUUAUUGAGUGUAUUCUACGCCGGUUUGAAAAUGCAUCUCACCAAAUGAUAAAACUACAACCCCCUUCUAAGCGCUUGUGUCUGCAAAACGUGAACUCACAGUGAAAAUUUGAAGCUACUUUGUUUUACUUAAAAGUAGCUUCACCUGUGAUGAACUCAAUGGCCCACAGGUCUCGAUCUCAAUCCCUCAGCGGGGCUUUGACCAGCGUCGCGAGCCAGAACAGUACCGGUCAAAGGCCCGGGGACGGGUCGCCUCAACGCACGCCGCCCGGCCGGGGCCUCGUACGCACCAACACUCUUGCAUCGAUCCGUGAAGAUUCGAAUAGCCGGAAAGAUUUCGGGCGUCGACAUAGCACCGUGCCGAGGAGGGUAGCGGUUGUGUCUCAGUAUGACCGCAAGCACGGAGGCUCAUCAGCGGGUAGUAGGCCGAGUCUGGGCAGGCGGAGGACUACGGCGCUGAUCGAGGAGGAGCUACUCAAACCGGAGAAACCGGCCGGACCCACGCCGUACCAACGAUUUAAAUUGAAGGCCAAUGCUGUUCGGUGGCUGUGCAUGGCUUGCCUUAGCUACAUGAGGGCUGCAUCUGAGAAGGCCCUGAAAGGAAGUCUCUUGGAGGUGGUUCAGAACAUAAUGACUCAGGCAGAGGCAGAGGCUCGACGGACGGGGAACGAUGGCUCGCUACCCCGUGGCAUCAUCAGCUCUGCCUACCCGGAUAUGACAUUUGAUGCUUCGGAGUUCCAACGAUUCUCAAAGAGAGGGGAGGGAAUCCCGAAGAGGAUCAAGGAUUUGCUGAGGGUGCCAGAAGAGGAAAGGACGCAGGAUCAAAUUGACAAUAUUGUAAGGAGUAUGCAGCACGUUGAGGAAUUUGCCAAAUAUCCCCCUGAAGUUCAGAAGAAAAUGUGCGAAUAUGCCUGGUAUGAUGAAUAUGGACCCAACCGUUUAGUCAUCAAAGAGGGGCAGGAGGCAGAAGGACUCUACAUUAUCCUGUCCGGAAACCUGACGGAAACCUUAGCUGGACAGACAUAUCUGUUGAAGAAGGGUGACAAGUUUGGAGAGAAUGACCUUAUCCGAGGGAGUAAGAGGACCAGCUCAGUCAUGACCAAGAACAAAGUGGAAAUGUUCUGUCUGCACUCUGAGGACUAUGCUGAGGUCUUCGAUACCAAAUUAAACAUCAAACCGGAGGACUGCAUGGAAUAUCUCAGCACUAUUCCAGUCUUCCAGAUGUGGGGAGGUCUCAGCAACCUCCUUGACUCCCCUGUCAACUGGGGCAUACAGAACUAUAGACCAGGCCAGGUGAUUGUCCCCGACAGUAACACAAAUGAUUGGAUAUAUGUUGUGAAGUCGGGUACCUGUGAUGUCCUGAAGCGUCUGGUUCCCGGAGUCUGUGCCAUGGAUCCCACUAGGAGAAACUACAAGGAAUACAAGAAGGCACUGGGAGCUGUAGAGAUGAGCAAGAUACAUCACAGCAUGAGACCAGGGGCCAACACCAAGGUUAUACCACAGAUCAGGACGCCUCAGGAUUCUGCCGGCUCACUCAAGGCUGGGAAAGCAACUUUCUUGACGACACCCAAACCACACAGUGCCGACAGCACUAGCUUCAAGCAGAGGCAGCCAAUAUCAGGCAUCACAGACAGCGUCAUGGAAAGAAGACACAACCUGAAACCCGGCAUGUGGACGGAGUCUCUGGACAAGAAGCCACGGAAGAUGCUUGAGAGCAGUGGAUUAAACGGCUGCAUCAAGCGUGGUAGUGAGCUGGACAUUCCGUACUGUGUGCGUGUUGCUGAGCUAGAGGGAGGAGAUGUCUUUGGGUUACUUUCAAUCUUGCCCUCGUUUAAGGAAACAAGUGUGAGCCUGGUGAGCCAGGGGGCUGAAGCCAUCCGAAUCAACAAGGCGUUCUUCCUCAAGUACACGGAUGAGAGAGUAUUCACACAGAUUGAGAUGAGGUAUGAGCCGUACCCAACCCAGGAUGAGUGCUUGGAUGACCUUGACGUGACCUCGCAGUGGGAACGAUUCAAGGUAGUGGAGGUGGAGAAGACACUACACCGAAUAGCCUCAGCACCAAGAUGACCUCCGUGGAGUUAGUCGGGUGCAGUUUCACAAAGCUGCUUACAGUGUGACAUACCAUUUGAUCCACACCAACACAGUUUGCUGAAAUCCUCCUGUAAUUGCUGUCUUACCAUUAAAAUUCACAGAUAAUUUUAAAGAUUGUUUAGUCCAUUAAGCUACCUUUCCAUGAUGACCUGUUUUCUGCCUUUUUUGAGUAUGUUGCAAACUUAGUUCAGCACUUGAUGCAUACAUACACCUUAAUCAACAACAGACAACAAAAUCUGAAGGUGCUUAUGGAGAAAGUGCCUUCAUUCUGAAAAUAAACCAUUCACUUUGCUGCUAAGUAGCAAAAGCCUGAUAAAAAUAACUUUAUAAAUAUGUAUUCAGACUUUUUAAAGCAAUCUAGGUUAAUUUCAUUGAAUCAAGCACAAUAUGCCAAAUAAUCUGAUGAUUUAUGUAAAGUGAGGUUUUAUUUAUGAACUAUUUACAUACAUAUGUACAAAUGAAUUUUUGAGUACACUAAUUAAGUUGUGAACAGCACUGAGUGAAUCAGAAUCCAUAAUAUGUGUAAAUUAAAUAUUUAUUUAAACGGAAAGAAAUUACAAAAGCAUUUACAUACAGUAUUAUGCAGCUUGCAAUAGAUUUUUUAAUGCAGACACUUAUUAUGAGGCUGUUAUGUAAAAAAAAAAUGUGUAAAUAAGAAUUUGCAAUAUGUGUUAACUUAAAGUUGUAUCAAAAUAUCAAAAUAUUCCAAAAAACCAAAGAGUAUUAAAUCAUUUUGCACGAAAA